Messenger RNA from Pseudopodoces humilis (Tibetan ground-tit), 1363 nucleotides. RefSeq names its product serine dehydratase like (gene SDSL). The record is from RefSeq and is a predicted model, not a curated record. Gene Ontology annotation, biological process: L-serine catabolic process; L-threonine catabolic process. NCBI's taxonomy places the organism in Eukaryota, Metazoa, Chordata, Aves, Passeriformes, Paridae. Gene Ontology annotation, molecular function: threonine deaminase activity; L-serine ammonia-lyase activity; pyridoxal phosphate binding.
CACGGCCCCUCGCUCUCCCCCUCGUGUUCGCAGGCUCGGCGGUGGGUCAGGACACGCAGCGGGGUCCCGGGGGACACCAGCAGAACAUCCUGGUCAGGCCAUGGCAGACCAGCCUGUCGGGGGCCAGAAGCCCUUCCACGUCGUUUCGCCCGUGCUGGAGAGCCUGCCCCUCUCCAAGGCCGUGGGCACCAAGGUCUUCAUGAAGCUGGAGAACGUCCAGCCCUCGGGAUCCUUCAAGAUCCGGGGCAUCGGGCACCGGUGCCAGGAUGCUGCCAGGAAGGGCUGCCGCCGCUUCGUCAUCUCCUCAGGAGGAAACGCGGGUCUGGCGGCAGCGUACGCGGCCCGGCAGCUGGGGCUGCCCAUCACCGUGGUGCUCCCCAGCAGCAGCGGCCCCACCCCCGCCCGCAAACUGGAGCAACUGGGGGCCACAGUCGAGGUCUACGGCAAGGUGUGGGACGAUGCCAACAGGCGAGCCCAGGAGCUGGCUGAGACAGAGGGCUGGGUCAGCAUCCACCCCUUCGAUCACCCCUUGGUGUGGGAGGGCCACGCCAGCCUGGUCCGGGAGCUGAAGGACUCUCUGGAGGCCAAACCAGGCGCCAUCGUGGUGGCGGUGGGUGGCGGGGGGCUGCUGGCCGGUGUCGUGGCCGGCCUGCAGCAGGUGGGCUGGCAGGAUGUCCCCAUCAUCGCCGCCGAGACCCAGGGAGCUCACAGCUUCCACGAGGCGCUCAAAGCCGGCCGGCUCGUCACCCUGCCCGACAUCACCAGCGUGGCCACCUGCCUGGGAGCCAAGACGGUGGCGGCGCGGGCGCUGGAGUGUGCCCGGGAGUGCCAGGUGAUCUCGCAGGUGGUGGAGGACACGGAGGCUGUGCGGGCCGUGGAGCAGUUCCUGGAUGACGAGAGGAUGCUGGUGGAGCCGGCGUGCGGGGCCCCGCUGGCCGUGCUCUACUCGGGCCGGCUGCAGCGGCUGCAGAGCCAGGGGAGGCUGCGGACCCCGCUGGGCUCCGUGCUGCUCGUGGUGUGCGGCGGCAGCAACAUCCACACGGGCCAGCUGCGGGACCUGAAGAGCCAGCUGGGGAUGCAGUGACACCCGGCCCGGGCACGGGAUGUGACAGAGCCCGGCUGCCGCGCUCCGCUCGCUUUCCUUCCCAAAGAACCGAAAUAAAGCCCGGGGACGCGGGGCCGGGCUCCUCACGCAGCCUUUUCCAGCACACGGCACCCAUGCACGGAUGGGGAAACUGAGUCAGGGUGGAGCCAGGGUGGUGCCCGUGCUGAGGGCAGGACUGGGGUCCGCACAUCCCACUUCUAUCCUCCCUACAACCAUCCGCCCCCCUCUCCUCCCUGCCCCUGCUCCUCCCCGGGCUGU